Messenger RNA from Lucilia sericata (common green bottle fly), 3137 nucleotides. RefSeq lists its product as uncharacterized. NCBI's taxonomy places the organism in Eukaryota, Metazoa, Arthropoda, Insecta, Diptera, Calliphoridae. The coding region runs from base 112 to 2520 and encodes 802 amino acids. Gene Ontology annotation, molecular function: chloride channel activity. The transcript is spliced from 6 exons. The record is from RefSeq and is a predicted model, not a curated record.
ACAUUUCAUGAAUUCUCAACAAUCGUUUUUUUGAAAUUUGUGUCAAUAUUUUGUUAUUAUAAUUUUCUUAUAUAAAACAUAUAAUUAUAAUUUUGAAAUAAAUUUAGAAAAAUGACCGUUACUUAUACAGCUGAAGUUGCUACUUGCAAAAAAUUUGGUUGUUUUAUAAAACUUCUAGGCAGAUGGAGAGGCAGUAUUUAUAAAUUAAUUUGGUUGGAUUUGGUGCUGUUUUUAACUCUGUAUUAUUGCAUCAACUGGAUUUAUAUUUAUUUAUUAGAUGAGGAAGCUAAAAGAACUUUUGAGAGUAUUGUCUACUAUUGUGCCAGUUAUACGAGCCUCAUUCCAUUGUCGUUUGUAUUGGGUUUCUAUGUCAAUUUGGUAAUGACUCGCUGGUGGGAACAGUACAUUACUAUACCAUGGCCUGACUCCAUAGCUGUAUUUGUUAGUGCUCAUGUACACGGCCAAGAUGAGGGUAGUCGUGUAAUGCGCCGCACUGUCAUGCGUUAUGUGUGUUUGUGUCUGACUAUUGUUUUUACUAUGAUAUCACCUUGUGUAAAGAAGCGUUUUCCAAAAAUGAAACAUCUUGUUGACGCAGGACUUUUGCUGGAAAAUGAAAAACAGAUUAUAGAGUCAAUGGAUAAUUCGUUUCCUAAAUAUCCAAAACAUUGGAUGCCCAUAGUUUGGGCGGCUAGUAUCAUAACACGAGCGCGAAAAGAGGGCCGUAUUCGCGAUGACUUCGCUGUCAAAACAAUAAUUGAUGAGUUGAAUAGUUUUCGUGGUCUUUGUGGCACCUUGAUGUACUAUGAUUUUAUAAGCAUUCCUUUGGUUUAUACGCAAGUUGUAACAAUUGCAGUUUAUUCGUUUUUUGUGGGCACCUUGUUGGCUCAUCAGUGGACCGGCAACAAAAAUAAUACUUACGAAUCAUUGGAUUUUUAUUCUCCUAUAUUUAUAACAUUACAGUUUUUCUUCUAUAUGGGCUGGUUAAAGGUAGCGGAAACUUUGAUAAAUCCUUUUGGAGAAGAUGAUGAUGAUUUUGAGGUAAAUUGGAUGAUUGAUCGCAAUUUACAAGUCUCGUAUCUUAUAGUCGAUGAAAUGCAUCACGAACAUCCCGAGUUAGUAAAAGAUCAAUACUGGGAUGAGGUUUAUCCAAAUGAAUUGCCCUAUGAAAGUGAAGCGAAACGAGAGCAACCACCAGAACCGUCCACCGCCAAAUAUGAUUUAGAAGAUGCGCCUAAGCGAGUAGUAUCUAAAGUGGAAUCUCUCGCGAACUCUGUUGUAUUGAAUGGAAAACCUCGAACUUCAACACAAAGUACUUUUAAUCAACGCAGUCAACGAUUUAAUGAAGCAUUUCAACGUUUUUUCACCUAUUCGGAAGAGGAUGCAACAAGUACAAGAGUAGAUGUGGAAAACAGUUAUCAAUCUGUUUCAGAUAUUGAAAAUAUCGAACACAUUACGUCUUAUACACGCUCUAAUAUUGAUGAAUACGAGUCCCAACUAGAGAAUGAAAAAAUUUGGAAACGAUCUGUAUUGGAACCAGUAACAGAAGAAGCUGAAGAAUUUUCUGAAGCUCAAGAGGAUGAAGAAGAACUGAUGAAUAUUGAGGAAGAAGAUGUUGAAAAUGAAACACCAACAUCAGGUGAAAGUGAUUCCGAUUCUGAUCUAUUUGAAAAACUUCGUUUGGAACGUCAAAAACAACGUACGCAAAGGAUGAAUGAUUAUUUGCAGCGUCACUUUGGUUCCAAUUUUCAAUUUGUUAAAGACUGUUUAAGUAAUACGGAAACAAAUGCUAAUAAGUCAACAUCAUUUGAGAAAAAGGAAGGAGAAGAAAAAAUAUUAACUAAUCUGGAGAAUGAUGAAAAUCUUUUAACGCCUACAACUUCCACUGCUUAUACUAAACCAUCCUAUACAUCAUUUGAAGAAAUUCCGGAAAAAAAUAUAAUCGAUUUAGCAGAUAAUCAAAAACUCUUGACUCCUAAAGUAUCUAUGCAACAAACUUCGGCAGUAGCAUUAAAACUGCCAAUAGAGGAUCAAAAUACUUUAGAGCGGGAGUUUCUUAAAGAUUUAGAAAACAAAGAUGGACUAUUAAACCCAAAGUUGUCUGAAACCAAUGAUCUAAAGCAAACUAUAGAAAAAUUAGCAUCAAAUGUUGAUAACCAGGAAAACAUUUCUUUAACAUCUACAAAAACAGUUUCAUUAAGACAAAAUUCCCAAAUAUCUCGAGUUCUACCAGAAAGUUUUAUUUUAUCACCAGAAGUUCAAUCAACAGGAAUCGAAUUUUCGGCACCAGAAACGCUUUUUUUGAGUCAAGCUAAUUUAUCAGCAAAUAUUGAAAAAAUAUCACACUAUUCUAAUGCUUCUGAACAUUUCUGCUUAUCUAAGGCCACUUCUCCGUUGGGUUCAGCAAGAAGCGUAUCAACGCAGUCUUCUUCAGUAGAAGAUUGGGAAAUUCUGCCUACAGGAAGCACAUCUGGAGAGUACAGAGUAGACAUAGAAGAAUCGAAAAAUGAACACAAUACUUAAAAUAAAUACAUUUCUUUUGCCUUAAACAAUUUCACUUAUUUAUGAGUAGAGUUUGUUUUAUAGUUUCACCAAAAUUACAACAAUUUAUUUUCUCAAGUAUUUUGAUAAUAGUCCCGUUUUGCAUAAAUAUUAAUACACACUAAUACAAAUAUAAAAAUGGUAUUUUUAUAGUCAUAAUUUCGGUGUAUGUAACAGAAAUGUAUUUUAGACCAAAAUACUAUAAAUAACUGUUAUUAUCAUUGGUUUUGUUAAAAAAUAGCGUUAAUAUUAAAUUUUCGCAACAAUUUCGUUUACCAUAAAAGCAUCUUGGUUACCCAAAAUUAUAUGUACAAAAGUCAUAUGUAUGAAAUACAGCGGAAAGGGUUGAGGCAGUUACGAUACGUAUAAGUUACUGAGUAGUUUUGUGAAAAAAAAAAUCCCUUUGAAAUACAUUCAUAUAUCAUUGUUGUAAUUUUAGAGAGGCUGAGGAUAUGAAAAUAUGAAAAAGUUGCUAUAUUUUCGAAAGCUCAUUAAGUCGAUUUAUGUGGCAUGCCAUAAAUUGUUGCAACAAAAUGUUCUUCUGUGCAAAACAAAAUGACACCAUACAUACAGACUUACUACUACAUUUAUGGAUAUUG